This is a messenger RNA of Salarias fasciatus (jewelled blenny), 924 nucleotides long. RefSeq names its product putative nuclease HARBI1. Bases 1 to 924 code for a protein of 307 amino acids. The record is from RefSeq and is a predicted model, not a curated record. The transcript has 3 exons. Lineage: Eukaryota; Metazoa; Chordata; Actinopteri; Blenniiformes; Blenniidae.
AUGGAGAGGGCGGGGGUUAGUGACCAGCUGGCUGCAUGGACCAUGGACUACCUCACUGACAGACCCCAGCAUUUCGAUGACCUCCUGGCCCGCGUCAGCGCCCGCAUCACCUACCAGGACACCAACUACAGGCGCUCCAUUCCAGCAGACGAGCGUCUGUCCAUCUGUUUGCGGUUUCUUGCCACUGGGGAUUCUUACUGCACCAUUGCCAACAGCUUCAGGGUCGGCGUCUCCACAGUCUCCACUAUCAUCCCAGAUGUGGUGACAGCCAUUUCGGAUUGCCUAGCGGAGGAGUUUAUGGCCGUGCCUGGAGCAGCAGAGUGGAGGUCCAUUGCUGAGGAGUUUGAGGAGCGUUGGAACUUCCCACUGUGCUGUGGUGCUCUGGAUGGGAAGCAUGUGAAGCUGAGGGCACCUCCAAACUCUGGCUCUCUCUUCUUUAACCACAAGGGGGACCACUCCAUCGUCCUCCUUGCUGUCGUGGAUGCCAGGUACCAGUUCCGCAUCAUAGAUGUUGGAGGUUAUGGUCAAACCAGCGACGGGGGGAUCUUGGCCAACUCCACCUUUGGUCAAGCCCUUCGCGAAGGCAUGCUCCACCUGCCUCAGGAUCUGCACCUGCCAGGAGCUGACCACAGACACCUCCAGCCUCAUGUGUUUGUGGCAGACGAGGCAUUCCCCCUGCGCAGAAACCUGAUGCGGCCCUUUCCAGGACGUGGUGGUCUUACCCGAGAGCAGCGCGUCUUCAAUUACCGCCUGUCCCGAGCUUGGCUGGUGGUGGAGGAUGCAUUUGGGAUCUGGUCAGCACAGUGGAGGGCUUUUCGAGGGGCUCUUGAAAUUCUCCCUGAAGUUGCAGAGAAGUGUGUGAAGGCCACCUGCGUUCUCCACAACUUCAUGAGGCCUGCUGCACUUCACCAUGUACCAGCGUAG